Messenger RNA from Ruditapes philippinarum (Manila clam), 3182 nucleotides. Its product is annotated as arginine/serine-rich coiled-coil protein 2-like. Lineage: Eukaryota; Metazoa; Mollusca; Bivalvia; Venerida; Veneridae. The transcript has 8 exons. Bases 1 to 1560 code for a protein of 519 amino acids. The record is from RefSeq and is a predicted model, not a curated record.
AUGGUGAAACCAUGGCAGAAAAUUGCGAAGCGUUCCGGUUUUGCUCUCUUCACUUAUUCGCAUGCACACCACCUGCAAAUCUUUCACCACCGGCUUCAACCGAGUCAUCAGCCAGGUCCACGCAUAAAGCGGGCGAGAGCCCACCAGAGCCGGACAGAGAGAGACGAGGAAGAUAAAUCAACCACUGCAGUUAUUGAUAGACAGGAUCAAGAUAAAAAAGAAGAAGGCUCUGGUAAGCUUUCAGAUGAGAAGAAGAGGCCGAGGUCAAAGGAUAGAAAACGCUCAAGGUCUAGGGAUAGGAAAAGGUCACAUAGGUCAAAGCAUGAUCACAGUUCCAAGUCUAAACGCAGACGAAGCAGAUCACGUUCAUCAAAAGACAGAAAGCGAAGACGGUCUCGUGACCACCACAGGCACAAGGACAAAAAGUCUCGAGACAGAAAAUCAAGUAGAGACGAGAAAAGAAGUAAAAGCAGGGAACGGAAAGACAGUAAGAGUGAAAAUAGAAAGUCAGAAGUACGUGAGCAUAAAGAUAGUACUAGUGAAAAAAAAAUAACCGAAACUCAGUCAUCUACAGACGUAAAGUCUGAUAUAAAAGACAAUAAAGAUAGUAAGAGUGAAGGACACAGAAAACGAAGUCGAAGUAGAGACAGGAAAGAUAAGAAGAAAGAUCGUAGAAGAAGUAGAUCUCGUCACCGACAUAGAAGCAGGAGUAGAGACAGACGUAGCAGGGAUAGAAAAAAAAGUAGAAGUAAAGAGAGAAAGAGAAGCAGAAGUAAAGAUAGAAAAAGGAAACACAGAAGUAGGAGCCGAGACCGUAGAAGUAGAAGUCGACAUAGAAGCAGGGAAAGACAUUCUAGAAGUAGAAGUCGGGAGAGAUUGAGGAGUCGUAGUCCUGUGAUGGGCAGAAAACUAACUUUUAAGGAACAGAUGAGGAAAGAAUUUAUUAAUGCCAGCAAGGAAAUGAGUAAUCAGGAACAUAAAGUAGUGUCCGACCUUGAUGCAUUAAGAAAGCCUGGGGAGGCUUUGAGACCAUCAGAUCUAUUGAAGGGAGUCAAACUCAACAGUGGAGAGUCUGUAACACCACAGAUGGCACUUAUCCAGACUAUGGCAGCUAUGCAUAAAAAGGCUCAGGAGUUGACUGGGGUUGAGGUGCCGAAGUACUAUAACCCAGCAGCUGUUAAUCCACUUAAAUAUGCCGAACAAGUCCAAAAGAGGAAGCUUUUAUGGUCAAAGAAGACAGAUGAAAACCAAAAGGAGAAAAAUGAUCAUAUGGAGACGCAGUGGAAAUCCGCUUUUGUUUCUACAGAAGAUAAUAAAACAGCGUCAAAAUUCCGUAAACUUAUGGGUAUGAAGGGAGGCGAAGGUCAAUCAUCAGCGGAGGAACUGCCGGAGGACUUACAGAAACUGUCGGAGGAACAGCAACGGAAGCAGGCGGAAUUGUUUCAGAGACUUGAUCAGGACUAUCAGUUUGCGCGUAUGACGACCCACACGCAGCGUGGUGUCGGUCUCGGCUUUUCAACAACAAUCAUCGAUCCAAAUCAUCCGCAAAAUCCACCCUGAAAUUGCCAGUGAAAUGUUUUUGUUUUUGAGAUAUAUAUAUGAUACAUAUGUGAGAUAUUAUUUCAGACUAUCAGAUAUGAUGCCAUACAUUGUGAUAUAUCAUUUAAGACAUUACGAGAUAAUCAUACAACACAUUACGAGAUAUCAUACAACACAUUACGAGAUAUUAAUAUCUCAUACAUUAUGAGAUAACAUAAAACAUUAUGAUAUAUCAUACAAGACAUUAUGAGAUAUUAUCUCAGAUAUUUUGAGAUAACAUAAAAACAUUAUGAUAUAUAAGACAUUAUGAGAUAUAUAAUAAGCUAACAUACAUUAUGAGAUAACAUAAAAGAUGUAAUGAGAUAUCAUGUCGGACAUUUUGAGAUAUCAUCAGAAAUUGUGUCGGACAUUUUGAGAUAUGAUACAAGACAUUAUGAGAUAUUAUCUCAGUGAAUAAGAUAUUAUGUCAGACAUGAGAUAUCUUACAACACAAUAUGAGAUCAUGUCAGGUAUUAUCAGACAUUAUCAGAUAUUUUACUACACAUUUGAUUUAUGAUAGAUGUAACAUUUUGGGGUAUAAUGCUAUUGGCCUUUAUGUAUCACUUUGUAGAUAAGUUACGAAGCUGAACUUCAUGGUCAAAUCACACCACAUUUGUAAUAAGAUGCCAUAUAUUAACAGUAUUUUUAUGUUCAUAAUUCAUUUUGUCAUGAUUAGUUGGUAUUGUGUGCUCAAUUAAAUUUCAAUUAAGUUGUUGCUGUGUAAAAAGUUUCAGUACAAUCUGGAAAUAAAUUGUUGUUGACUGGUAGGUUGUAUACACAAGAUUAACUUUAUAACUAACAAACAUAAUAUAAUUAAUAUUAUAUGUUAUAUUUGACAGGGAAAAUGUUUGAUUACCAUGUAGAUAGAUAUUAAGACAGUUUUUCAAAGUUUUAGAAUUUCCUUGCUGCUGUUGUGAUAACCUGUCUUUGAUUUGGAGAACUUUCAAUUAUAAAAAGCAGGGAUAUAAAAAUAAUACUAAAAUUGAGCAGAAUAAGGUCUGUUGAUCUCAUAGGCUAGAACAGAUACUUGGCUGUUGGCAUGGUGUUGCUUGUAAAAGCUUUGCCUGUAAAAAUUUGAAAUAGAAAAUAGACUUGGUCGGGACUUAUAUUUAUGUACAUAAGGAUGUUUCCUUUUUUGCAAUUACUUCAAUUGUUGAGCCAUUGCAGUAAGUUUUUCAUCUAUUUCAUUACAAUUUAUGAUUUGCUCUCUUAAAGUAAUUGGUAUAAUUAUUGCAGAAAUGUUUUCAUGAUUUAAGACUGACAUCCAGUAUAUAUUGGAUGUAAACACUUCUUAAUUUGUUAGUAUGUUUAUCUUUAAUUUUGUUGUAACUUGGUAAAUAUUAAUGAGUUAUGAUUGUUUUUCUUUGUUUUUGCACAUUACAUGAAUUGACACUUUUUUUAAGUUCUUGUUUUUAAAGUUUUUGUUUUUUUGUCCAAGAAUAUCGAUUGAGGAUAUAAUUCUUAAGAUGUUGUCUUCAGUGAUAUUUUUUACCUUGGUGUAAAACAUUAACAAGAAAAAAUUUACUAUGUACGUAUUUGUAUUAGGUCAGUUAUAAUCAUCUAUGGCGUGAAUUGUUACGGACAUUUUACAUUUUAUGUGCAUA